This is a messenger RNA of Paramisgurnus dabryanus, 5257 nucleotides long. Its product is annotated as calmodulin-regulated spectrin-associated protein 3. Lineage: Eukaryota; Metazoa; Chordata; Actinopteri; Cypriniformes; Cobitidae. Gene Ontology annotation, biological process: neuron projection development; negative regulation of microtubule depolymerization; cytoplasmic microtubule organization. Gene Ontology annotation, molecular function: calmodulin binding; microtubule minus-end binding; spectrin binding. The record is from RefSeq and is a predicted model, not a curated record. Gene Ontology annotation, cellular component: microtubule minus-end.
GUGUGGGCGGCUCCGCGGCAGUGAGAUGCGGUGCGCGCGGGGUCUGGAAUUAACCGAGGGCUCGCAUCAACCCCGACAAUGACAUUUUAACAUUUUUUACGUCAUUGUGUGUCUGUAACAGCCGUCCUGCCUGCGGCUCACGCAUGAUGGACGCGUCUGCGGCGAGGAGAGCGCCGCCGGUACCGGAGAUCAGCCCGCUGGACCGAUACGACUCCACCCGAGCCAAGACUCGUGCCAGUGUCUACUGGCUGCUGAGCCGAGCCCACGGAUCUGAAGAGAAUGUUCCUGCUGUCCUGAAGGAGGCGCUGUGUUCAGAUGGAGGUAUCAGUCCGGCAGUAGAGAAACUUCUGCUGUCAGGUGAUCUGUACUGUCGUGCCUUCACCUCAGAGCCUCUCAUCAGCAUCACAGCGCCACCUCGAGACCACAGCACCUUACUGCAGCUCCUCCAGCGAUACAGCCCGGUCCCACUGGAGCGACAGAACCCCGUCACAGAGUCACGGCUCACUCAGAAACCCAUCAACAUGGGAGCUCACCUGGCAGUGAUAGAUUCACUGAUGUCACUGUGUGCCAUGGAAACGGUGGGGCGGAUCAAGAUGACGAAAGAUAUCGAUCAGUUUGGAGGCAACACAAGCUGGGAGAAUGCUCUUCUCUUCUGGAUCAACAAGGUGAAUCAGAAGUUAAGGGACAGCUUUAAUGUGGAGGAAAAACCAAAAUCCAACCCUUGCACAGACCUGCAACCACUUCAGCCCUCUUGUUCACAGCGCUGGUAUUGGAAACUGGUUCCACAUGCCAUCGCAUUUUGUUUGAAGGAGUCUGGAAAUAAACCUCCUGUGAUCCGUUACAGGAAAGAUAAAGUUCAGUCUAAAGAGACGGUGAUGUUUUGUGUAGUGUCUGGUGUGAAGGAUCUGUCGAAUGGUUGUGCCAUUGCUGCUGCUCUUCACUUUUACUGCCCUCAGAUUUUGGCGCUGGAGGAUGUGUGUUUGAAGGAGACCCUGUCUGUGGCAGAUAGUUUGUAUAAUCUUCAGCUGAUCACAGAGUUUUGUGGAUGUCAUCUGAAGAGAGAAGUCCACUGCUCAUUACAGAUGGAGGAUUUACUGUAUUCCCCGCCCACUUUACAGGUGAACAUCAUGUGCUUCCUGUCAGAGCUGCUGGCUGUGUUUGAAGUACAGAAACCAGAUUUCGUCAAGCCCACACAAACACUGGACCUAACAGAUGCAUCAGAUCUAGUCGACUGCAAGAGUCCAAUCAACAGUAGCAGCUCUCCAUCUUUCAUUCUGAAGCAGUCGUUCUUGCCUCAGUCUUCCUCUAUGUCUGAAGGACGAGGCUGGAGCAAGAAACAAAUGAGUCGUCCUCUCUCUGCUGUGGCUUUCAGCAUCCCGUUUCCUCUGGACAGUGAUGUUGAUGUCGUCAUGGGCAACCCUCUCUUCCGUUCCGUCAGCACAGAUAGCCUUACUAAGGUAUCCAACCCUGGCCCAUACACGCCCCCAGAGGAUCUGAGUAAGCUCAUUGGUCAGGCGCCUCUGGGGGAGUUACCUACAAUAGAGGAAGCCUUACAGAUCCCUCAUAUGCUCCGUCCUGUGCGCAACGAACCACGUUUGCGACCCGAGGGAGCGCCAUCAGGUUUUUACCUCCACCAUCCUGAAGAGAGUGGGGCCAGAUUGAGCAGCUCUGCCCCCUGUAAGUCAGGAAUGAUAUAUCAACCCGUCAGAGGAGAACCUGAUAGCAGUGAAAAACAUAGACGACGUGACGACUAUUUAGAUUCGGACACAUCAGAAGACUUUAACAAAACCUCCUACAGCCCGGUCAACGGCCCCAAGGGCGGACACAUGACUAAUUUUGCCGAGCGCAGGAAGGCGGCGUUGGAUUCCCCGAGUAGCUCUAGAUCCCAGGAGGCAGCGGAAUCAUUCAGCCCCUCUGCGAUGAGUGCUGUUGGGAUAGCAGAGGCGCAGGAGCUCGGGGCGCGUUUGGAGGAGAAACGCAAGUCGAUUGAAGCUCAGAAGAGACGGAUUGAGGCCAUCUUUACCAAGCACAGGCAGAGGCUUGGCAAGACCGCGUUCCUCCAGCUUCAGAGGAAACCAGGAGAAGAAGUGGAGGAAGAGGGACAGCCACUUACUCUGGAAGAACGGCUGACACAAAUGGAAGAGCAGCUUCAACAGGAGGAGAACAGGGAGAAACAGGAGGAGAGACAACAACAGGAGAAAGUGAAAGAAGAAGAAACAAAAAGCAACAACAAUAGCGAGGAUUUAAUUCCACCCAAAUUGGAGAAACAAGUGACAUUCUCUGUAGAAACAAAAAAAGGGGAUGGAAAAGAGCCACCAUUAGGGGAAUACGACGAGGCAGUAGCUAAGCUAAGCUCUGCCCUUCAGACCCUGCAAAAAGACAUGCAACGCCUCACAGAACAGCAGCAAAGGCUUAUGGGAAAGAAAACCACGAGCUCACCGAAAAACAGCUCCUUAAAUAAGACUCCUUCUUCCAGCAAGGCAUGGGUCAUCCCUUCCUCUCCCAAAUCCCCUGCCACACCCCCUCAUCUUUCAAGAGACUCCACCCGCAUCAUUUCACCAUAUGGAUCUCCAUCACGCUCCGUUCAAACUUCCGACAGUCCCAGAUCCCCCAGAAGCUCAGCAUCAUCCACACCACGCAGGCACCGUAACACUGAUCCUAAGAGUCCAAAACGCCACCGUCCUUCACGGCCCACAGAUCUUGGGUUCCAGCCGAUCACGCGUGUUUUGACGCCUCCGCAGAACGUUGACACGCUCCCUCACCUGCGCCGAGUUUCUCCGAGCCAGUGUCAGGUACAGACCUCAUCUUCGCUACGCAUCGGAGGUCCUUGUACGCCGCAAGACUCUCCACCGCAACCUGUCCCAGCCCAAGAGAGCACACCGGAAUCUGGCUCCAGUGACCAUCACACUCCAAUCUUCACCUUGGAGCUGGAGGCUGGACCUCCAUCUGCACUCCCAGCUGAUCUGCUAGGAGGUGGGAGCAGCUCAGGAGCUCCGUCGGAGUGCUCAUACGAAAACGACGUGCUUCUUAGCAGUGCUUGCCUCAAAGACGAGACGGAGGAAACCGAAGGUGUGGGGACGCUGGAGGACGACACAGAUCUGGAGCAGGGUACAGAAAUAUUCUCAUCGGAUUCCAUGAGCGACCACACCGAGACCGAGAGCAGACUGGGGCUCGACGUUUUCUUUAAGGAGGCGGGGCUUUCAGAGGAGGAGAUGGCCCAGAAAAGAGCUCUGCUGUUAGAACGUCAGCAAAGACGAGCUCAAGAGAUCAAGAGACGAAAACAAGACCAAGACUUCGAGGCCAGUCAGCAGUCUUCCACAGAUGACCUUCUAUGUUCUCAGACUCUUCAGCCACUUUCACAGUCAUUGCCCACCUCAUACACCCCAGGCCCUCCCUCACAGGCCACGCCCCCAGGCACACCCCUGAGAUGGGGAGCGUUUACCAGGGCCGAGUAUGAAAGACGUCAUCAGCUGAGGAUAAUGGCUGAUCUAGAGAAAGUUCUCAAACAGAAGCCAACGAAACACAGUGGCAAAAAACAGCGUAACAUGCACAAAAACCAUGAGCUAACUCGCUCACCGGGAAAGAACAAAACAGCUAACCAGAAACACGGUGAAUCUCUACCAGCUGAUAAACCAGUAAGCCAUUCAGAUUCACCUUCAAAGGUGAUGUCAUCAGGGCAGCUAGCCAAUCACAAUGGAGGGAAAGACUUGGAAAACCGAUCUAAUGCCUCCUCUCCGGCAUCCAUCCCAGAAUACAACGGUCCUAAAUUGUUUAAGGAACCCAGUUUUAAAUCAAACAAGUUCAUCAUUCACAACGCUCUCUCACGCUGCUGCCUCGCUGGCAAAGUCAAUGAGUUUCAGAAAAACAAGAUUAUAGAGGAGAUGGAGAAAAGCUCAGCCAGUCAUUUUCUCAUCCUGCUGCGAGAUUCCAGCUGUCAAUUUCGCGCCAUUUAUACUCUUGACGGCCAAUCGGAUGAGCUGCAUCGACUCUGUGGCGUCGGCCCGCGCGUCAUUACAUCCUCGGCCGUGGAGGCCAUCUAUAAAUACAGCUCAGAUAGAAAACAGUUCAACGCUCUGCCGUCUCGUACCCUGAGCAUGACUGUCGAUGCCUUCACUAUCCCCGCUCACCUGUGGCAUUCCAAAAAACAUGGCACACCAAAAAAAGGUGCCACACCCAAAUAAACCCCUCCCACUGGGACAAACCACUCCCCCUCCUGUGUGGUUAUAUACAUCUCCCAUCAUUACAAACUUUUUCCAGCAAAAUACGUUCAAAUAAAAGCAAACAUCCCAUCUGAUUUGAAGUGCCAUUCCUCAAAAUAAACACUUACCAGCACAAAUCAAACCUUUAGUCAACAAUCUCCACAAUUAAGUGCAUUUAUUAUAAAACAGAACGUCUUCUGACGCUGCAUGAACAGAAAUAAAGCCCAUAAAUGUGCCCUGAAGUUUUAACAAAAAUCUUCAAAACCAAAUCCUCUAUUGCAUGUCCGGUACAGUCCAAAUAUCUUUCUUAUACAAUCAUUUGAUAGAUUUUUUCCUGAAUCUCAACACUUGAAAUCUGUCAUUUUCGUGAGAAAUGCUGCUGAAGGUCUCUGGUGCUCGGAGAUGUUUGCUUUUAUAUGAUUUAUGAACAAUGAUGGUUCUCUUUAUGUUCUCCUUUCUGAUCAUAUCUGUGUUUCUAGUAUGUAAAGACUUUUUAUGGAUCUGAACGGAUUUCCAGCAUUCAGACUGUAUCAGAUUUGCUGUGUUUCAGAUCUGUCAGAUGGAUGUGGAUUCAUCAAAGCUGCUUAACCUGACCCUGAAUCAGUAUUACAGACAGCAGACGACUCCAGGCCGGAACCCCACCGGAGCUGCUGACUUUGGUGCGGAUCUGGUGCUGAUCUGCUCUGAAGUCGUCUGCUGUCUGGGUCCUCAUAACAAAUAAUCCAUUAACAUUAUAAUUAGUUUACAGUACAGUGGCGUCUCAGGCGUGAUCGAUCAUUACAGUUGUCCAUAAGACUGCGUUUUACAAGUAAGAUAAGUGAGACAAUAAAAUGAAAAUGUUCUAUUACGUUCAGGUUUUAAAGUUUAUAGUGUUGUGUGUUGGGGUACAGGUAGAAAAUGGCGAUAAUAGAAUUACGAUUGUUAGCGAAUACUCUCAUUAAUGGAAAAUUCAUAGACUUGCCCCUUUACAUCCUAAAAUCUCACACGUCUACCUGCUGUGUGUUUGUUCUUCUUAGGUGAUCAACAUCAUUGCUCAAUAAAAUCAUUUCUUUAAUUUA